Molecule: messenger RNA, 1668 nt
Organism: Thermothelomyces thermophilus ATCC 42464
Lineage: Eukaryota; Fungi; Ascomycota; Sordariomycetes; Sordariales; Chaetomiaceae
Exons: 7
Coding region: 19-1668 (549 amino acids)
Biological process (GO): proton motive force-driven ATP synthesis
Cellular component (GO): mitochondrion
Molecular function (GO): metal ion binding; proton-transporting ATP synthase activity, rotational mechanism
Source: RefSeq, a predicted model, not a curated record
GGCCCUCUCCCCCAAACCAUGAUCUGCAGACCGGCUCUGUCGAGGGGCAGCCAGCUGGCUCUCCGCCGCCAGGGAGCUGCGAAGCUUGCGCAGCGCGGAUUUGCGGCUGCUGCUUCGCCCAAGCCAUCUUACGAGCCGACCACCAUCGCCGGCGUCAAGGUUGCCUCCCGCGACGACAAUGGCCCGACCACCCGCCUCGCCGUCGUCGCCAAGGCCGGCACCCGCUACGAGCCUCUCCCAGGCCUGACGGUCGGAUUGGAGGAGUUUGCCUUCAAGAACACCCAAAAACGCUCCGCCCUUCGCAUCACCCGCGAGGUUGAGCUGCUCGGCGGCCAAUUGAACGCGUAUCACACCCGGGAAGCCCUUGUUCUCCAGGCCAACUUCCUCCGCGACGACCUUCCCUACUUCACCGAACUCCUCGCAGAGGUGCUCUCGCAGACACGGUAUACUACUCACGAGUACCACGAGGAGGUCGUCAACGUCAUCCACCAGAAGCAGGCCAAGCUCGACGCGGCCGCCAUCGCCCUCGAUGCUGCCCACUCAGUUGCCUUCCAUACCGGCCUCGGUGCCCCUCUCUACCCGACUCCUAGCACCCCCAUCUCUUCCUACCUGAACGAGAACUCGGUGGCUGCUUUCGCUGAGGCUGCCUUCACCAAGGGCAACAUUGCCGUGGUCGCUGACGGCGCCAGCGAUGCCGGCCUCUCCAAGUGGAUCGAGCCCUUCUUCAAGGCGGUGCCCGCGCAGUCCUCGUCCUCGCUCUCCAACGCCGCCUCCAAGUACUACGGCGGUGAGCAGCGGAUCGCCAGGCCCGGCCGCAACGCGAUGGUGCUUGCCUUCCCCGGUGCUGCUCUCAGCUCCAGCCAGCCCGAGACUGCCGUUCUCGUCGGGCUUCUCGGCGGCGAGUCCAACAUCAAGUGGUCGCCCGGCUUCUCGCUCCUGUCCAAGGCUGCCACUGCCGCUCCAGGCUCGACUGUCAAGGCCACCAACUUUGCCUACUCUGAUGCCGGCCUCCUGACCAUCCAGAUCAACGGCCCGGCCGCUGCGGUUCGCAAGGCCGCUGAGGAGUCGGUCAAGGCUCUCAAGAGCGUUGCCGAGGGUGGUGUCUCGCAGGAGAACCUGGUCAAGGCCAUCGCCAAGGCCAAGUUCAACCUGCUCUCGGGCGGCGAGGUCGUUGGUACUGGUCUCUUGCACGCCGGCACCGACCUGAUCCACGGUUUUAGCCAGCCGCUGAAGGUUGCCGAGACGGUAAAGGCCCUGGAGGCCGUGACUACUGAUAAGCUCAAGGCUGCGGCCAAGACACUACUAGAGGGCAAGGCAUCGGUGGCGGCGGUGGGCGAUCUGCACGUCUUGCCGUUCGCCGAGGACCUUGGGCUCAAGAAACGGAUCCCGAUCCAGCAAGACAGCGCAACCAGCCAACCAGCCAAACUCGCCAAAAUGACGUUCGCGUGGAAAGCCGCUGGCAUUACCUACAACCGCUACCUCGCGGUCGCCGCCCGCGCUCUGCGCCGCAGCUUGAAGGAGGAUAAGAGACUCGCGGCUGAGCGCCGAGGCCAGCAGGAGCUGAGAUUUGCAAAGUGGACGAACGGCAAGCAGGGCGAGCUGAGAAACCUGGCCGAUGCUAAUGCUCAGGCGGCCGUCGAGAGCGCUGCGACCGGUGGUACCGCUUAA